AAUAGCGUGAGGAUUACGUUCCUAUGAAAGAAAAAGUUCGAAACUUAAUUUUUGGGUGCAUCUCAGUUUUGGGAGGCGUUCUAAUCCAUUUUGCCUUUGGUUUCUUCUAUAGUACUGCUAACAUUGUACCCUAUAUUAUUAGUUACAUCGUAGUACGGGUUGACCCGGAAUUGCCAAAUACAUCAUCAGUUUGGAUAUCUGGUAUUGCUUUGGCUAUGCAGGGCGUUUCUAUGCCAUUUGGUGGAUUGAUUGCCAGGAAGUGGGGCUUUCGUAUUGUUGUUGCUGUCAGUUGUUUACUUGAUAGCAUUAGUAUUUUUCUGACUUACGUCACUGUACAGAGGUCCUUUCCUGGAGUCAUCAUUACGUAUUCUGUGCUGCAAGGGUUGGGUCUGGGUUUUGGCUAUUCCGUAGUAUUGUCUGUGGCCGCAACGUGGUUUCCAAAACGACGUGGUCUCGUAGUUGGUGUGAUUGUUGGUGGCUUUGGCUUAGGAGCCCUGGUGUUCACUCCGAUCGAAACUGCUUUAAUCAAUCCAAGCAAUAUCCCUGUUGACCCGAAAACAAGGCAUUUUACGCAUCCUGAUAUCCUUGAUCGGGUUCCAGUUGCGUUUUUGAUUCUUGGUGGUAUUCUUCUUGCAUUACAAAUAAUUGGAUUUAUAUUAUUGCGUCCAAAACCACUUGAAAGUACACAAGAUCGAGACACAGAACUGGUUGUGCGAAAUAGAAUAAAUUCUGAUCCUAAUCCAGUUAUCGGACGUUUGCGUUCAACCCAAACAAUUGUUUCAUUAUAUAGACUUUUAUCUUUUAUGCUGUUUGGUGCUCAGUAUAUUGAUGAUGACCAAUUCUUAUCCAUUGUGGCUACAUUUUCAUCUCUUUUCAAUGCCGGUGGUCGUGUUAUUUGGGGUGCCAUUGUUGAUCGAUUAUCCUUUAAGAUACCAAUGAUGAUCAUGCUUGUAAUUUGGGCAAUAGUGCUAUUAUCAUUCCCACAUAUUGGAUCACUGUCAAGUGUUGGAUUAAAAGUUAUGUAUGCUAUUUGGGUAUUCAUUUUGUUUUUUUCGCUGAGUGGUGUUUUUGUCAUUCAACCUGCGGCUACUGGGAUUCUGUUUGGCCCUUUAAAUAUGGCGGUGAAUUAUGGGAUAAUUUUCACUGGAUUUACGGUUGGCAGUAUUCUCUGUGCGAUCAUUACAUACUUCAUUAAUACCCCGAAUGCUUAUUUGGUACAAUUUACUGGUUGUGGUUGCGUGUGCAUAGUUGCUCUAAUCGCCAGCGUUUGGAUAGAAGACCGAAAAAUGUCAAAGCGUUGUAAAAUCUGCAAUUGUUGCACUACUAUGUGUAAAUCUCUACGAGUUGGAUAUCAUGGUAUUGAAGGUACAGAGGCAAUAUUAGAUGAUACAAGUUGA
This is a messenger RNA of Schistosoma guineensis, 1397 nucleotides long. The record is from the annotation of a GenBank genome assembly. Lineage: Eukaryota; Metazoa; Platyhelminthes; Trematoda; Strigeidida; Schistosomatidae.